AUGCUCAUGGCUCUUGUGGAACCAACGGGUGUUCAGACGGAACCCAAUCUUCGGUAUUAUGGAAAUUAUGGAGAAGCAGCCCCGGAGGGAGAGGCUCUGGGAAACGGAGAGGAAGCCAGCGAGGCUCUCUAUAUGGCGUUACUUGGCAUGUGCAAACUUACUCCGGAAGGCUGUGACUCUUAUAUAGAAACAGAUGACAAGGAAGACGCCUAG
Messenger RNA from Darwinula stevensoni, 213 nucleotides. The record is from the annotation of a GenBank genome assembly. Lineage: Eukaryota; Metazoa; Arthropoda; Ostracoda; Podocopida; Darwinulidae.